AUGCGUAACGCGUUGCAUCGAAACACACGUCAAAAUAUCAACGACUCGGGUCCCAUAAAAACACAUACUCUAAUACGUGCUGGCCAUAGUGUAGAAUAUCAAUCGUCAGCUACUGAUCGUACUGGAAAUAAAGACGGUAAAUAGAUGGGAUUUUUGUUGCUCUACUCUCUAAAAAAAAUCCGUAGCUUACAAAACGAAUAGCGGUUUUGGCAUUUGCUCCUAAUAGAAACCGAUAUCCGUAUCGUACGGUCCUGCAUAACCGUUUCGCAGAAU
Messenger RNA from Didymodactylos carnosus, 273 nucleotides. The record is from the annotation of a GenBank genome assembly. NCBI's taxonomy places the organism in Eukaryota, Metazoa, Rotifera, Eurotatoria, Philodinida, Philodinidae.